Messenger RNA from Maylandia zebra (zebra mbuna), 2573 nucleotides. RefSeq names its product 5',3'-nucleotidase, mitochondrial (gene nt5m). Lineage: Eukaryota; Metazoa; Chordata; Actinopteri; Cichliformes; Cichlidae. Gene Ontology annotation, biological process: pyrimidine deoxyribonucleotide catabolic process. The record is from RefSeq and is a predicted model, not a curated record. Gene Ontology annotation, cellular component: mitochondrion. Gene Ontology annotation, molecular function: 5'-nucleotidase activity.
UCGUAGUACAGUUUGUUCUUACAGCUGAGCGCUUCUCCCUUUGGUGCAGCAGCUCCAGUUGUUUACUUCUCGUUUCACCUCAGACAGCUCUAACAGCAUAUGUUGUUUAUCUCAUAUGCUGUGGAAUUUUAGAAAGGCAUGCCUUGGAUGCCGGCCGGCUAAUACACACUGACAAACGAUACAAAGAGCUCCCGGCAACUGUGACCGCCACAGGCAGGUCACAGUUGAACUGCCCGCUGCGGCUGCUGUGGUGCUAGCCUGUCAGCUAGCCAGCGUCUGUUAGCUCAACUGCCGCUCAGAAUGUGAAAAGUUGGACAAAAAUUCACAAGGGGCAAAUAACAGUGUCUAAAACGAGUACUGAAAGGGGUUUAGCUCCAGUGUCUGGAAUUAUUUUUGUUUGUGUAAGUCCCAUGCCGACUUUACAAGCUGUUUCUGCUGACUGUUUGGAGAGGGCAGAGACCGAGGGCGUGAAAAAUGUUGCUGCUUAGUGCAACACGCCUACUAGGAAGAGGGAAAACCUUGCUCCGAGAUCCCAUUAAGAGGAUUUGCGCAAACAUGUCGUUCAUCUCUCGUUCCGGGAAGAGACUGCGGGUCCUGGUGGACAUGGACGGAGUCCUGGCGGACUUCGAGGGGGGUUUCCUGAAGAAGUAUCGGGCCAGGUACCCGACGGAGCCCUACAUCACCCUGGAGGACAGGAGAGGGUUUUGGGUGUCAACGCAGUACGGGCAGCUGAGGAGUGACCUUUGUGAAAAAGCUAUCAGCAUCUGGGAGUCCAAAGGUUUCUUCAUAGACUUGGACCCGCUACCAGGAGGAGUGGAGGCGGUCAAGGAGAUGGCCGAGAUGAAUGACACAGAUGUCUUUAUUUGCACCAGCCCUAUAAAACAUUACAAACACUGCCCACAUGAGAAGUAUGCCUGGGUGGAGAAGCAUCUGGGCCGUGACUUCCUGGAACAAGUCAUUCUAACCCGAGACAAGACGUUAAUCACCGGCGACCUCCUGAUAGACGACAAACCCGACAUUCUAGGUGUGGAGCCAAAUCCACCGUGGGAGCACAUCCUGUUCACUGCCUGCCACAACAAGCACCUGCCCCUCAGCCUCCCCCAGAGAAGACUCCUGUCAUGGUCAGAUGAUUGGAGGGCCAUCCUGGACAGCAAAAGGCAGUGAGGAGCUCCUGCACGGCUCAGCCCCACAGCAGCCUGGCAUCAGGGUUAGUGGAAGUUCUGGGGUUCGCUGCUGUUGCCUUGGCAUCCUUGUUCUCCACUAAGUAGGGUGUGGAGGCUUAAGCGGGAUGAGCAGUUUACGUUUCAGGUUGAAUGGAAGUGCUGUACAAGAAGACUGUUGAUCCAGUCUGUUGGAAGAGGAUGUUCACUUGCUCGACCACAAGGGGGCACUCUGACACUUUGUAUGAAUUUGUGUUGGCGACCAGAUUUUGAACAAUCUCACUGAAUGAGAACAACAAAAGGAGUUCAUAAAACGAUACAUGGUAAGUGGAAAGGACAGAUUGUGUUGAGUGACCUCGGCAGUUAUGGACUCAGUUUGCAUUCUGGAUGUUUCUCAGAUUCAGACAAAAUGGAUUUCUGAGCCACUGCGUGGUCUAUCUGUGGCCUUCAUCGCAAAAGGCUUAUCAAUAUUUAACUGCACCGUGUUGCACUCGUGAGUCAGUGUGAUGUGAUUCACAACAGGGCACUCCGCUGCACCCAAAAAAGCUCAAAAAUACACCCUGAGUCGUGGGCACUGGCGAACACAGAAACACAGGACAGUGACUUGGAGUCAAAAUUACUGUUCUAUUAGGUUGUCAUUAUUUUGCAUGUAUUGUGUAGGUAUGUGCCAUGUCACUGUUAUGUAAAUGCAAAAGUACUGUGAAAUCCACUCUGGUUUUUAAAAAGCUUAAAAGCCUACAUGGGUGCUCUUUUUUUACAAUAUGUAAUUGUUCAAUAUUUCACUGAUACACAAAUGAGAAAAGUAGCUGCACACGUGCAUCUUGCCCAACAUUGCUAGUGUAGAUUGUUGUAGGCACUGAAGACUGAGUAACAUUGGUUCAGUGUUGGUUAAUAAUGAACCAUUAUUCAAUAUUAAUAUAUCACUGACAAGUCCAUAUGUUAUUCAAAAUUGUGGUAGGGUAGCUUUGCAUGAUUCAGUUCAUAAUAAUCAUUAUUUCGUUUACAUUGGACCCUUCUGCCACCUCGCAAGUUCAACGUUGGUCAUAGACAAGCCAUACCCCCCCCUUCCCUCCCAAAGCUAACUUUGUUCUGAUUGGCUAUCCCUCACAAACAGGAGUUUGCAUCAGGUGUAUGGAGAAUUCUGUAGGGGCUAUUUGUGCACACAUUGGCCUCAUUAUUUGAAACUUUGCCCAUGUUUAAUAUAAAUAUCCACAAUUGCAACAGCAUGGAUAUGACAGAAUGCAGAAUAAGGAAAAGUGGAAAUCUAUAGGAGCGGCAACAGUAAUCACUAUGUUUUAUAAGUGGUAUGUCACCAUUCUGUUCAUAUUUUUAGAGCCGGGGUGUCCAACUCCAGUCCUUCAGAGCUACUGUCCUGCAGCUUUUACAUGCAACCCUACUCAAAGACAGCUGAAU